Molecule: messenger RNA, 606 nt
Organism: Ilex paraguariensis (yerba mate)
Lineage: Eukaryota; Viridiplantae; Streptophyta; Magnoliopsida; Aquifoliales; Aquifoliaceae
Source: the annotation of a GenBank genome assembly
AUGAGCUGCUCGAGUCAGCUGAAACGUCUUCGAUUUGCAUGUUGCCAUAAUAUAUCAAGUGAAGGUUUGAUUGAAGCAGUUAAAAAACUGCCGUUACUGGAGGAGCUUCAUCUCUACUACACCUCAAUUACCAAAGAAGCUAUUGAAGCUGUGGGACGAAGUUGCCCUCGUCUGAAGUCAUUCAAAUUGAACAAGGCAGGGUGCACACGCUUUCACAUAUCUGGUGAUAAGGACGCACUAGCUAUUGCAGAAAACAUGCCUGAAUUACGCCACCUUCAGCUCUUUGGAAAUAAGAUGACAAAUGAUGGCCUGCAGGCCAUUCUUGAUGGUUGUCCUCAACUGGAAUCCCUUGAUCUGCGAUUAUGUUUCAACGUUAAUCUUGCAGGGAGUUUAGGAAGAAGAUGUUCUGAGCAGAUUAAAGAUCUGAGGCAUCCUGAUGACUCUACUGAGGACUAUGGAUUUUAUGCUGAAAUUAGUGAAUGUGAAUCGUGUGAUGAGGAGUAUCCAUCUGGGUUUUCUGACAUUGACAAUUUGUCUGAUUACGAUGAGUAUAAUGAUUUUUCUGGUGGCAGCAUCGACUUUUCUGACAAUGAGGGGAUCUUUUGA